AUGCAUUGCACUGGGAGCUCAAUCCUGAAACACUUGAGACUGAGAGCUUCUUUCAGACCGGUUUCUCUACUUCAGAACGAGAAUGCUGCUUUCAAAAGAAGUAUUGGUGUAAUGAAUUUCACAUCAGAAGCAUCUGGAGGAGGAGGCAAAGAUCAAAUCUUAACUAGGGUUAUUGAGCUGGUGAAGAAGUACGACAAAACCAACGCCUCUAAGGUUACUGAGAAGUCUGACUUCCAGAAGGAUUUGUCACUGGAUAGCUUAGAUAGGGUUGAGAUAGUCAUGGCUAUAGAAGAAGAGUUUUCGAUUGAGAUCCCUGAGGAAAAAGCAGAUAAGCUUACUUGUUGUGGUGAUAUUGCAAGCUACAUUCUCUCUGAAACUCACUCCAAAACAUCUGAGUCCUGA
Molecule: messenger RNA, 402 nt
Organism: Arabis nemorensis
Lineage: Eukaryota; Viridiplantae; Streptophyta; Magnoliopsida; Brassicales; Brassicaceae
Source: the annotation of a GenBank genome assembly